GUCGCGUCGUUUAAUUCACGGUUAACCGUUCACCAAACUGAGUUUCUUAAUUUUUUUGCCGAUGUUUUGACCUUUCUAACAUGCUAAAGACAUAUAAAGUGUGGGAAAUAUUAUUAUCAAGCUGGUAUACCAAUAAAUAAUUGGAAAAACAUUUUGUAUAGUAAAGAAUAAGUGACAAAUUAAACGAGCGCCGUGUGUUCACGACAGAUAUAUUUGCUUUAUUGAUACUUUGCGAUUCAUAGACCUUGCGGUGUCUAUGCAUAUCUUACGAGUUUGGAAAGUGUUUUAAGAUUAGUUGUGAUUCAGAGUAGUAAGAAAGAAAGAAAAAAUAGACAAAAUGUCAGAAAUAGUGUACCCUGCGGGGUGUAGACCAGUUACUGAAGAUCUUGGAGCAGAUGAAUUAAUUAGAAGAUUGAAGACGCUUGCCCACACAUUGCAAGCCAUGGGUCAAGAUGAAGGAGCUUAUCAACAGUACAUUCCUUUAGCUCUUCAUUUAGCUGAAGACUACUUUCUUCAACAUCCAAGUAAAGAUGUUCAGUUGCUCAUAGCUUGCUGUAUAGCUGAUGUUUUGAGAGUUUAUGCUCCAGAAGCUCCUUACAAAGAUGCUGAUCAAGUUAAAGGCAUUUUUCUUUUUCUUAUUAAACAACUGGCUGGAUUAAAAGAUCCCAAAGAUCCAGCUUUCAAAAGAUACUUUUAUUUGUUGGAAAAUUUGGCGUAUGUCAAGUCCUUCAACAUGUGCUUUGAGUUGGAAGAUUGCCAAGAAAUAUUCUGUGCUCUUUUCUCUCUUAUGUUUAGAAUAGUCAAUGAUGAACACUCCGGAAAAGUUAAGAGUUUUAUGUUGGAAGUACUAAGCCCGUUAAUCACAGAAUCAGAUAGUGUUAGUAACGAAUUAUUGGAUAUUAUUCUUAUGAAUAUCGUCGAUCCAAAUAAAACUCAUAAGAAAAAUGCUUACUGGUUAGCCAAGGAAUUAAUUAUCAAGUGCAGUGAAACCUUGGAACCAUAUAUUCAAGCGUUUUUCAACCACGUUUUAAUUCUUGGAAAAGAAGAAAAAGGUUUACAAAUAUGUAAAAAAGUAUACGAUUUAAUCUACGAACUCAAUCAUAUAUGUCCUAGUGUGCUAUUAUCAGUUCUUCCGCAGUUGGAGUGUAAACUAAAAUCUUCUUCAGAAACUGAACGACUAAAUGCUGUAGCUUUAUUAGCAAGAAUGUUUUCUGAAAAGAAUUCUCAAUUAGCUACUCAACACACUCAAUUAUGGCGUGCAUUUUUGGGAAGAUUUAAUGAUAUCAGUGUUGCUAUUCGUAUAAAAUGCGUUCAAUAUUCUAUGCACUUCCUUUUAAAUCAUCCGGAGCUUCGUAAAGAUAUAACAGAGACUUUGAAAAUGCGUCAACAUGAUGCAGAUGAAAAUGUGCGUUAUGAAGUGGUAAUGGCUAUUGUGUCAACAGCUCGACGUGAUUUUGAAGUUGUUUCUGAUAGUGAAGAUCUAUUAGAGUUUGUCAAAGAAAGAACUUUAGAUAAGAAAUUCAAAAUAAGGAAAGAAGCAAUGUCAGGCUUAGCAAUGAUUUACAAAAAACAUUUAAAUGAUGCCGAUGUACCUCAAGCAACAAAGAAAGCAGUGACUUGGAUCAAAGAUAAAAUUCUUCAUGGCUAUUAUAUGACUGGAAUGGAAGAUAGAUUACUUGUGGAGAGACUUUUGAACACAUGUUUAGUUCCUUAUCAACUACCACCAGAUGAAAGAAUGAAAAAGUUAUACCAUCUUUUAGGAACUAUUGAUGAUCAUGCGUCUAAGGCUUUUGUAGAGCUUCAAAAGCAUCAAUUAGCUGUUCGUCGAGCAGUUGCUGAAUGGUUGGAACUCGUAAAGAAAUCAGAGAAUAAUACUGAAUUGAUGAGUAAAAUUUUACAAAUAUCGCGCUUUCUUCCAGAUCCAAUGAAGGUUUUGGAAUUUCUUCAAAAAUUUAGUGCUCACAUGAAGAAAGAUUCAACAUUAUUACAAGGAAUGGAAACGAUUGUUCGACCGAAUGUAUCAUGCAAAGAAUGUGCAGAUACGAUUUCAAUGGUUUUAAAAAAACUUGGUCAACCAGUAAUGACAAAUCUUUAUUAUAAUACAGUGAAAAUGUUACUUGAACGUGUAUCAUCAGUAAUAAUUGAUGAAGAAGCUAUCAGAAUAUUAAUAAAAUAUGUGGAAGAUUGUUUAAGAGGUGGAAAUACUAUUGAUGAAAUAGGACUAAACCCAAAUAAUGCCGGAGAAAAAGGAUUGAGACUUCUAGUGAUUUUAUCUUUCGUCUUUGGCCCUCAUUUUCUCCAUAAUGACAUUCUUAUGCAGCUUGUGCAACUCUUAGAGCUAGAAGAUGAAAUGGUAGGAGCUUUAGUACUAUCUAUAUUCACAUUUCUUGGAAAGUACAAACCUCUUUGUGAUGUUGCACCAGAUAUCAUGAAUUUAAUGGUUCCGAUUUGUAAGAAAUUUGCACUCACAGGCACUCCAAAGCAAGCUAAACAGGCAAUUCGUUGUUUAUUUGUCAAUAUGACGAAUAUUCAUGAUACAAUCUUCCCUGAAAUUAUCGAGAGAAUUAAAACAACACUUAUUCCUACGUCAGAACAUUAUCGAACGUCAAUUGUUACAUUAGGACACAUUGCUUAUAAUCUUCCAGAUAAAUAUCAUAUAUCAAUAAAAAAUAUGGUGUCCAGAAAAAUCGUAAAAGAGCUUUUGGUAAAAGAGAAUAGUGAAUCAACUGCUAAUACUAUUGAAGGUGAUUGGUGCCCGGAAGAACAACUUCCAGAAGAAACUCGAUGCCGAUUAGAGGGUCUUAAGUGUAUGGCUCGUUGGUUGUUGGGCUUAAAAACUGAUAAUUUGUCUGCUCAAAAAACUUUUAGAAUGUUAAAUGCUUUUGUGGUUAAUAAAGGAGAUCUUCUUCAACAAGGAAGAUUAAGUCGUGCUGAAAUGAGCUGGUUGAGACUCCAGGCAGGAUGCUCUAUGUUGAAGAUCUGUGAGCAAAAAGGUGUUGGGGAUCAAUUUACUGCUGAACAAUUCUACAAUUUGUCUCAAUUGAUGAUUGAUGAAGUCAAAGAAGUCAGAGAAGCAUUCAGUAGUAAAUUACAUCGUGGUUUAGGCACUGGAAUUCCUAAUAAAUGUCUACCACUAGAUUUUAUGGGAUAUUAUGCACUUGCUGGUAAAGAAACUGAUAAAAAAUUAAAAUGUCUGUUGAAAACUUAUAUGCAGACUGAUAUCAACAGAAGAAGGGAUUAUGUCAAAGCUUUGUCUUUAGGGACAGCUGAAAGGGCAAUGGGUCAAUUACCCCAUAUUUUACCAGAUUACAUGCUAGUUUUUGCGGUUCCAAUUCUUGCUCAUGACCCUGAAUUUACUGAUAAUAUGGACGUAUCUCAACUCAAAGUUAUUCAACAAUGUCUAUGGUUUAUUCUUGAACCUCUCAUCACCAAAAAUGAAUAUUAUUGUUAUGGAUUCUAUAAAAAUCUUAUAGAACGUAUGAAAGUUCAUAAAGAUGCUUUAAGGCCUGAUGAUGAAAGUAUGAAUCAUAAAUUAUGGGCAGUCUGUGAUCUUGCAAUGAAUGUUAUUUACACUAAAACUACAAACUUUGAUAUGAAAGAAUUUCCAAGUGAAACGCGAAUUCCAACAAUGUACUUUAAGAGAACUGAUGAUUUGAUAUCGAAUCAAACUAUUUAUCUUCCGACAGAAAUGCAAAUUAAUAUGACGAGUUCAAAGGGUAAAAGUAGUCUUAAUAUUCACAAUGUUAGCGAGAGAUCUGCUAGAAGGACAAAGGGAAAACAACAAAAGGAAGUCGGAAUUGGACCUAAUGAAACUGACGCUAGACUGCAAAUUGGAGAAAUGGAAUGUAUUGAUGCUCAGCCUGCUGAAGCAUCUGAGACUAGAAUUCAGCUACCAGGAAUGGAAGAUGAGAUUGACGAACCACCAACAAAGAGGGCACGAGAUGAAAAAGUAAAAUAAUUGUAUGAAAUGUAUGCUGAACAGAACUCAAGUGAAAAUGAAUUAAUUUAAGGCUAUGAUAAGCCGGAAAAAACCUAAAAGCACUUUACAAAUUAGAAAACAGAAUAUUUUGGUUAUGUACAACAAUUAAUACACCUAAGUCGUUCGCGUAUUCUUAGACUAUAAGCUGUUAAGGAUAUACAUUCAAUCUUGAACAGGAAAUUUUCAUUUUAUUAUUUCUCUUUGUUUUUUUUUCAAAUUUUCACUUUCAUUUUUAACAAUUGUUAUUAACAACUUGAUCUAGAAUGUCUGUUCAUCUGGAUGAUUGGAAUUAUGACUCAAAUUUUAAAGUAUUUUUUUUAAUAUUUCACUUAUUAUAAAACUAUCUCUUUCGCCUUUGCGGAUUCAAAGUAACAUGUAAAAAAUGUGUUUGAUUUUUUAUAAAUUUUUUUUUUUAAUUUUGAAUAAUGAAUGCGUUUUGAUUUUCUUUUUUUAAUUAUUCACCGUAAAUUCUUUCAAUUGAUUGUCUGAAGUAUUAUUUUACUUGAAAAUGCUUUGACUUUUUUUCAAUUUAAAUAAAAUGGAAUAUAUUUUACUAAAUAAAUAAUUUAAUAUGUUAAUACUGAAUAUUUUCUGUCACAUUUGGAGAAUGUCGAUCUGUGAAAGAGACAAUAUGAUUGUGUCGCAUGUUUUAAAGAAGUAUAUUAAUUAUAUAUUUUAUAAAAACAAUCAAAAUCAAACAAAAUGAUUUACAUUGCAACUGAGAUUUUUCAAUACAGUGUUCCAGAUACUAUUGAUACAUAAAUAUUAAUUUUAGUGUAUUAACACAAAUAAGUUAAUUUCUCCUCUAAUGGAAUGAAGAAUAGCCCACUGAUUUCUUCUUUUUCAGUUAUAUCCAAUACAAAAGUACUAAUUUUAACUACCAAUAUUUUCUGUAAGUGCACAAUUUCUUCAAUUCACUUUGUUAUAAUUUUAUUUAAAUGAAAGAAAAAAUAAUAAAAAAAAUAGGAUAUUGUUUAUUUUAUGUUAUUAAUGAAUUAUGAUGUUACUAAAAGAUUGAUGAAUUCUAAAAAGAAAAUGAUGAACAAAAAAAAAAUAUUUAAAAAUAUGAAAUUCGUGAUGAAAUUGGCAUUCACAUUGGACAAAUCCAUUUUUCAUGGGCCUAGGUCUUACAAUUUAUUUUUUAAACAUAAUAUAAGAUUAUGAUAGGUAUUAUGUAAUAUUAAAUUUAUGAGCGAGAUUGUAAAAUGAAUGAAUGAGAUGAUUACAAAGUGUGACAUUAUUUCAUAAUUAUGAUAAAAUAAAAUCCAUAGAUCUCUUCACAGAAGUUUCAAAUGUUAUUAAAUAAGUUUUUAACGCUAAGACGUAAAGUGAAAUAAUAUUAAAAAAUUUCAGUACUUUUAGAGGAUCUACUACUGAAAUAUGGUCAUAUUGUGGUCAGUAACUGUAUUGUAAAUCCAUUUUUUAAUUUGAUAAUGAAAAUCAUACCUAAUACAAAUAUCAAUAAUAAUUAUUAUAAUAACAACAAUGAACUUAUGAAUAUACUGAUUUCUGUGAUCAGAUCAUGGUUUAUCAAAUAAAACAUACUUGCAAAAAAUCAGAUGAUCAUAGUACUAUCCGUUUCACAAUCUGUGACAUAAAGGAAGUAUUGUAUUGGUUCUAUAAUAAAAUGAAAAAACUACUUGAACAAUCAUUUAGAUGAGUAAAAAAA
Molecule: messenger RNA, 5648 nt
Organism: Chelonus insularis
Lineage: Eukaryota; Metazoa; Arthropoda; Insecta; Hymenoptera; Braconidae
Gene: pds5
Product: cohesin associated factor B pds5
Exons: 8
Coding region: 338-3958 (1206 amino acids)
Biological process (GO): mitotic sister chromatid cohesion; DNA repair
Cellular component (GO): chromatin; nucleus
Source: RefSeq, a predicted model, not a curated record